Molecule: messenger RNA, 588 nt
Organism: Salvia splendens (bonfire salvia)
Lineage: Eukaryota; Viridiplantae; Streptophyta; Magnoliopsida; Lamiales; Lamiaceae
Product: toMV resistant protein Tm-2 netted virescent-like
Exons: 1
Coding region: 1-588 (195 amino acids)
Biological process (GO): defense response to other organism
Molecular function (GO): ADP binding
Source: RefSeq, a predicted model, not a curated record
AUGUGGAACCUCAAAGCCUGGGAUGAUAUGAAUGUGAAAUCCUUGUUUCCGGAUACAAACAAUGGAAGCCGAGUUGUUGUGACAACGAGGAAUGCGAAUGUAGCCAAUCACUUGGGCGAUUAUCGUGUUGCAAUGAGUUUUCUGGAUGGAGACAGUAGUUGGGAUUUAUUCUGUCAAAAUGCAUUUGCAGAGCAGCAAGGUUGCCCUCCUGAGUUGGAGGAGACUGCAAAGAAGAUAGUAGCACGGUGCAAAGGACUUCCCCUAGCAAUUGUUGUUGUCGGAGGCCAUCUCAGGAAGUCCCCAACGGCUCUAGCCUACUGGGAGAAUGUUGCACAAUCAAUUUUGUAUUCUAUAGGGAACGUUGAGCAAUGCUUGAAUGUAUUAUCUUUGAGUUAUCGAUACUUGCCUGCUCAUCUAAAGCCAUGUUUCCUACUCCUUGGAGCAUUUCCAGAAGGUGAAGAGAUUUACGCGCAGGAUGUUCUUAAACUUUGGAUUGCUGAAGGAUUUAUACAACAUUUUGAUGAUCACAUAUUGGAAGAGGCUGCAGCUGAUUAUUUAUGGGAUCUUCGUAUCAGAAAUCUCAUUUAG